Thalassophryne amazonica is the source of this 3795-nucleotide messenger RNA. RefSeq names its product alpha-1,6-mannosylglycoprotein 6-beta-N-acetylglucosaminyltransferase (gene mgat5). Gene Ontology annotation, cellular component: Golgi apparatus. Gene Ontology annotation, molecular function: alpha-1,6-mannosylglycoprotein 6-beta-N-acetylglucosaminyltransferase activity. Gene Ontology annotation, biological process: protein N-linked glycosylation. The transcript has 16 exons. NCBI's taxonomy places the organism in Eukaryota, Metazoa, Chordata, Actinopteri, Batrachoidiformes, Batrachoididae. Bases 189 to 2414 code for a protein of 741 amino acids. The record is from RefSeq and is a predicted model, not a curated record.
UGUUCCUGAGAAAUGAAUUGGGUCAGAGAAGACAACUACAUUGGUGAGGCACACUGGCCGUACAUCAUCUCAAACAACCAUCACAGCUACACUGAUGCAUGCAGCUAUGUCCAGCUUGCCUUCUUGACUGUCCGGACUGCUUUUGGUGAAAUCAGACAGUGCCCUUUCCAAAUCCCUGUCAAGUCAGCAUGGCGACACCUUUCCUGUGGAAGCUGUCAUCCCAGAAGCUGGGCUUCUUUCUGGUCAGCUUUGGGUUCAUCUGGGGCAUGAUGUUGUUGCAUUUCACCAUCCAACAGCGAGUCAGCCAUGAGAGUAGUGCUGUGCUGCGGCAGCAGAUCCUGGACCUCAGCAAACGCUAUAUCAAGGCCCUGGCUGAAGAGAACCAGAGUGUCAUGGAUGGGCCUUAUGUGGGAACCAUGACUGCAUAUGACUUGAAGAAAACCCUUGCAGUUUUGCUGGAUAACAUUAUGCUGAGGCUGGGGAAGCUUGAGUCCAAGGUGGAGAACAUGUAUAAUGGCACAGGGGGCAACCUCACCAGUGGCACCAGCACUGUCACACCAAGUGCUGCCAAUGCAGAGAAAGUUAAUGUGGCAGACUUACUAAAUGGAGCUCAAGAGAAGUGCGAGUUGCCACCUUUGGAUGGAUUCCCUCACUGCGAGGGAAAGCUCAAGUGGAUGAAGGAGAUGUGGCGCUCAGACUCCUGCUAUGCCAGCUAUGGGGUGGAUGGAUCCACAUGUUCUUUUUUUAUCUAUCUCAGUGAGGUGGAGAACUGGUGCCCGCGCCUGCCCUGGAGGGCAAAGUCUUUAACUGAAGAUAUGGACAGGAGAGGACAGGCGGAGAUCCGAACCAGUUUUGAGGAGCUUUACCGGGUAAUGUCAGAACGGGAGGAGUUUCGCUGGAUGAUGCUGAGGAUUAAACGCAUGGCCGAGCCAUGGGUUAGCGCCAUACGCUCACUUGCCGCCAAGCAGAACCUGGCCAAACGGAGGAGGAAGAAGGUCUUGGUUCACUUGGGACUCCUUACCAAGGAGUCCGGCUUCAAGAUAGCUGAAAAUGCCUUCAGCGGUGGACCACUGGGGGAAUUGGUCCAAUGGAGUGAUCUCAUCACCACACUGUAUCUGCUGGGACAUGACGUUCGCAUAUCGGCUUCCCUGGCUGAGCUUAAAGAGAUCAUGCGCAAGGUUAUGGGAAACAAGUCCAGCUGCCCCACUCAGGGUGACAAAAUUGUUGAGCUCAUCUACAUUGAUAUUGUGGGCCUCACCCAGUUUAAGAAGACACUAGGACCGUCCUGGGUCCACUACCAGUGCAUGUUGCGAGUACUGGAUUCCUUCGGGACAGAACCAGAAUUCAACCAUGCCCACUAUGCUCAGUCUAAAGGUCACAAGACACCCUGGGGAAAGUGGAACCUUAAUCCUCAGCAGUUCAACACCAUGUUCCCUCACACUCCAGACAACAGUUUCCUGGGCUUCGUUGUGGAGCAGCACCUCAACGCCAGUGACAUCAAGCACAUCGAUGACAUCAAACGGCAGAACCAAUCGCUAGUCUACGGCAAGGUUGAUAACUUCUGGAAGGACAAGAAGAAAUACCUUGACAUCAUCCAUAGCUAUACUGAGGUUCAUGGUACCGUGCACGGCAGCAGCACUGUGCAUUUACCGAGCUACGUGAAGAACCACGGCAUCCUCAGUGGCCGAGACCUGCAGUUUCUCCUCAGAGAAACCAAGUUGUUUGUGGGUCUGUCCUUCCCCUACGAAGGCCCUGCUCCCCUGGAGGCCAUCGCCAAUGGCUGUGCUUUCCUCAACCCUAAAUUCAACCCACCGAAGAGCAGUAAAAACACCGACUUCUUCAAGGGCAAACCCACUCUGAGAGAGCUGACGUCUCAGCACCCGUACGCUGAGGUGUACAUCGGUCAGCCACACGUGUGGACGGUGGAUAUCGAUAACUCUGCUGAUGUGGAGAGUGCCAUCCGCUCCAUCCUCAGCCAGAAGAUUGAGCCCUAUCUGCCGUACGAGUUCACCUGUGAAGGGAUGCUGCAGAGAGUCAACGCAUUCAUUGAGAACCAGGACUUUUGCCAUGGUCAGGUGAUGUGGCCUCCUCUCAGCGCUCUGCAGGUCAAACAGGCUGAACCGGGUCGGUCCUGUAAGCAGGUCUGUCAGGAGGCACAGCUCAUCUGUGAGCCCUCCUUCUUCCAACACCUCAACAAGGACAAGGACCUCGCCAGGUUUGGUGUGGACUGUCAGACAGUGGAAUCGAGCGCCGACACGGUUGUGCCUGCCUACAGCGACACUCGCCGCCACUGCAUCUUCCAGUCCGACCUGCUGCUGUUCAGCUGUGCGGGUGCACACCAAUCACUGCGACGCAUCUGCCCCUGCCGUGACUACAUGAAGGGCCAGGUGGCGCUGUGCAAAAACUGCCUAUAGCAGCAGCACGGCAGCUCAUGGGACGGAGCGCUCGCACAGGACUGACUGGGGACUUGUGUUGGGGGGCGUGGCGGCAGAGCAUCAUACCACACGGAAAUCUGACUGAGAAACAUUCAUGCGAAUGUGUGAGUUCAUCUUAUAUUUUCGGCAGAUGCUGCAGCCAACAUGUUCACCAGCGGCAGCGCCGCCAAGUCUGACAGUGAAUCCUGUGCGUCGGGCAGUGACGGGUGGCGGCAGCAUGAAAUCAGAAUCAACCAAAAGAGUUUAAAGUUGUAGUAAAUAAGCUCAAACAAACUGGCUGCUGGCCACCUGUAGUACUGCAGCACAUAUCACUGACUGUGGGAAAGCACAGGAGGAGCCUCCAGCUUCACACUCAUGCACCCCCUGCUGCUGAGAAGCCAGACUGUGGUCACGCUCCUUCAUGGCAUCAAAAACUUUGUGUUUAAUGUUGGGUAGGUUUGCACUGGAACAAACGGGCCGAUCCCAGCCCGACAAAACCAGUUUUACACUGUAACUGCAUCAUGUCACUCUUCUCAACACAAGCGUGUGGACACAAUGUAGAAAUCAGUGUUUUUAUUUGGGAAAUAAUUUCACCAAACACUUCAUCAUUCCCCCUUUAAAAUAAAUAAAUAAAUAAAUAAAAUUCAAGAAAAGUGGAUGUUUUUGCCAUGAAGCAAAUAUUCAUGGCACAAAAAGAUUGAAGUUCCACACGUUUAAGUGGCGCACUUGUUUUAAAUGUCACAUUUUAUGUGCACUUCUAAAAACGGUCAAGUGCAUUUGUGGAGACAGGAGCUCAGACUUCUGUUUUGUGACAUCUUGUACUACACGAAGGGGGUGUGGAUCAGAGGUUAAGGUCUGUCUCUGCAGCCGAUGGGAGUUGCCGUGUCGUAGGAUGUCGUGACGUGUCGUAGAUGACUGUAGUCAUAACGGCAGUAACGCCAAGAAGCCUUGGUGAGGACUCCACAACCUGUAGAGAGCCAGAGGUCAUCUCGCUGAGACGUUUGUGUUCAUGUAUAGAAGUAAAUAAAAAUCCCAGCCAGCAGUUGUAAAUCUUCAAAAACUGUAAGCUGCCACCAAACACUCCAACAAAGCAGCAACACAAAACCUCACAUUUCCUCAUUUUGUUUGUUAGACUCUUAAGUUGCCUGCAAAAAAAGAAUAAAACUUGUAGUUUUUGUGGUGAAUGAGUGGAAGAAAUGCACUACUUUAAUCUAUUUGCAGAGAUUUAAUGACAUAUUAGUAACACUGUAUAUUCAUAUGGGUUUUAAAGAAUUUUUUUUUUAUUUAUUUUGUAUACAGAUCUUUAUCUCUGUGCUUUGCUGGAAAUCUUUUUUAUUUAUAAGAGAGGUGUCUUUUCAGUUUUAUUUAUAGAGAUUAAUUU